Elaeis guineensis (African oil palm) is the source of this 278-nucleotide messenger RNA. Lineage: Eukaryota; Viridiplantae; Streptophyta; Magnoliopsida; Arecales; Arecaceae. The record is from RefSeq and is a predicted model, not a curated record.
GAAAGACCAGGGCAAGGACCAGGCUCUCCCUGUUCGUGCUAUUAAAACUUCAGGCCUACACGUAUAGCACCAGAGAGUCAUUUUUGGACUCAAAAGCUUCAUUUUCUCUAGUUGAGAUGAUAUCAAAUGAUCUUCCACCACCGGAGUUCCUUAAAGAGGCCAUUUUUGCUGCAGGUAGCUUCUGGGAACUCGAGGCUGCAUUUGGUCGUGUUGAUGAUGCAGUAAGGACGGCUGUGGGUUACCAUGGAGGAACCCCUGUAAAGCCUAGUUACAAAGAG